Striga hermonthica is the source of this 3078-nucleotide messenger RNA. NCBI's taxonomy places the organism in Eukaryota, Viridiplantae, Streptophyta, Magnoliopsida, Lamiales, Orobanchaceae. The record is from the annotation of a GenBank genome assembly.
AUGGGUCGGAGCCAAUCGGGGAAGUGCCGGCGAUUUGAUGGCAACGAAGCUGUUCUUCACUCCAAACGCCGUCGUUUCAUGGAGCUGAGGUUUCGGUGCAACCGAUGUGCCGAGGUUCCUUCACUCCGAAGAUUUAAGCUGAAUUUCCCUGCCUUUGUGAAGGUUCUGCUAUUUUUGCUGCUUUUGGAAGCUGCAUUUGCAACGGCCGAAGUUUUUAGACUGCAAAGGCCGAGAGCCGAACUGAGCAAAGAUAAUAUAGUCAAACAUUCUUGCAUUCACGAGCAGAUUAUUGAACACAGAAAAAGACCAGGGCGAAAGGUGUUCACCGUGUCUACUCAGGUCUAUGUUGAACCUGAUGUUCAGAAGACCAUCCAAAGUAAAGGAAGGGCUUUGCUUAGUGUGCCUGAAUUAUCAAGAAAUGAAGUUGAUGCCAAGAAACCCAUUAGGAUUUAUUUAAAUUACGACGCUGUUGGCCACUCGUCUGAUAGGGACUGCAGGAAUGUGGGGGACAUAGUGAAGCUGGGCGAGCCAAAUGAUGCUUCCUUUUCUGGUGGUCCUUCGUGUGACCCACAUGGGGAGCCUCCGAUUUAUGGUGAUUGUUGGUAUAAUUGUACAGUAGAUGAUGUAGCUGGGGAGGACAAAAAGUACCGUCUUCGCAAGGCUCUGGGACAGACGGCAGAAUGGUUCAGGAGAGCCUUAUCUGUUGAGCCCGUAAAGGGCAAUUUGCGGCUCAGUGGAUAUUCUGCCUGUGGUCAGGAUGGAGGUGUCCAGCUUCCCAGGGAAUAUGUCGAAGAGGGUGUUGCUGAUGCGGAUUUAGUUCUUUUGGUCACAACAAGACCAACCACUGGAAACACUCUGGCAUGGGCCGUGGCAUGCGAACGGGACCAGUGGGGUCGUGCUAUUGCUGGUCAUGUAAAUGUUGCACCUCGGCACUUAACUGCUGAAGCAGAAACUUUGCUUUCUGCCACGCUGAUUCAUGAGGUUAUGCAUGUUCUUGGAUUUGAUCCUCAUGCUUUUGCUCAUUUCCGGGAUGAGAGAAAAAGAAGGCGCACUCGGGUAAGUAUUGCUUUCUCUGAGAAUUUCACUGGUUUGGAGCUCGAAGAUGGCGGUGGGCGUGGCACAUCCGGAUCCCACUGGGAGAAGAGACUCUUGAUGAAUGAGAUCAUGACAGGCUCGGUUGACACGAGAUCAGUAGUUUCUAGAAUGACACUUGCUCUGCUUGAAGAUAGCGGGUGGUAUCGAGCUAAUUACAGCAUGGCUGACCAUCUUGAGUGGGGCCGUAAUCAGGGGACUGAAUUCGUCACGUCUCCUUGCAACCAAUGGAAAGGAGCUUACCAUUGCAACUCGACUCAGUUUUCCGGGUGUACGUAUAAUAGGGAGGCUGAGGGCUACUGCCCUAUAGUGAGCUACAGUGGAGAUCUUCCUCAGUGGGCCCAAUAUUUUCCGCAGCCUAACAAAGGUGGGCAGUCAUCAUUGGCUGAUUACUGCACUUAUUUUCUGGCCUAUUCUGAUGGUUCAUGCACGGACAUUAAUAGUGCUAGGGCACCCGACAGGAUGCUAGGUGAAGUACGAGGAAGUGAUUCAAGGUGCAUGGCUUCAUCAUUAGUACGUAGCGGGUUUGUAAGAGGAUCUACUACGCAAGGGAAUGGUUGUUAUCAGCACAAGUGUCUAAACAACUCGCUUGAGGUUGCUGUGGAUGGCAUCUGGAAAAUCUGUCCUGAAGCUGGUGGGCCCAUUGAAUUUCCUGGUUUUAACGGUGAGUUGAUUUGUCCUGCCUACCACGAACUCUGCAAUGUGGGCCCACUUUCUUCAUCUGGUCAAUGCCUUAAUUCGUGCCAGUUUAAUGGUGAUUGCAUUAACGGGAAAUGCUACUGCUUUUUAGGGUUCAAGGGCGAAGACUGUAGCAAGCGUUCUUGCCCGAACAACUGUAGUGGCCACGGAAAGUGCCUCGAAGAUGGUGUUUGUGGCUGUGAAAAUGGAUACACUGGCAUCGACUGCUCAACAGCCGUUUGUGAUGAGCAGUGUAGCCUACACGGGGGUGUGUGCGACAAUGGGGUUUGUGAGUUCCGGUGCUCGGACUAUGCCGGAUACAGCUGCCUCAACACCUCGACAGCUAUCCUUCCGUCACUCUCUGUCUGCCGGGAAGUCCUCCCGGCUGCCGGAAAACACUGUGCUCCGGCAGACCCCAGCAUUCUCCAGCAGCUCGAACGGGUCGUCGUUAUGCCAAACUACCACCGUCUCUUCCCAGCCGGGCCCCGCAAGUUCCUCACGUAUUUCCUCGGCAGAGGCGUCAGGCGGGACUGCGAUCGAGCCGCAAAGCGGCUUGCAUGCUGGAUAUCCAUCCAAAAGUGCGACAAGGAUGGGGAUAACAGGAUACGAGUGUGCCACUCGGCAUGCCAAUCGUACAACUCAGCAUGUGGGGCCUCCCUUGAUUGCUCGGACCAAACCCUGUUUAGCAAUGAUGACGAGGCCCAAGGACUGUGUACGGGCUGGGCCGAUUUCACCUUUUCCGUCUACACAGACACCAUGAUUAAGUUGUUUAAAGUCAAGGAAAAGCAGAGAGAACUUGCUGAAAGUGCUAACGGAAAGCCUUUGGGCAAGAAGCAAAGUGCUGGAGAAUUGCGUCUUCAGAAAGAUAUUACUGAAUUGAAUCUGCCGAAAACAUGUAGCAUAUCAUUCCCUAAUGGCAAGGAUGACCUCAUGAAUUUUGAAGUUACCAUUCGCCCUGAUGAGGGAUAUUAUCUGGGUGGAACAUUUGUUUUCUCAUUCCAAAUCUCUCCCUUAUAUCCUCAUGAUGCUCCAAAGGUGAAAUGCAAGACAAAGGUCUACCAUCCCAAUAUCGACUUGGAAGGAAAUGUCUGCCUAAACAUCCUCAGGGAAGACUGGAAACCGGUGCUGAACAUAAACACCAUCAUCUAUGGACUCUAUCACCUUUUUACGGAACCGAACCACGAGGAUCCUCUCAAUCAUGAUGCUGCUGCAGUACUGAGAGAUAACCCAAAAAUGUUCGAAUCGAACGUCAGGAGAGCUAUGACUGGUGGCUAUGUGGGCCAGACUUACUUCUCACGCUGCAUAUAG